Tachysurus fulvidraco (yellow catfish) is the source of this 5542-nucleotide messenger RNA. RefSeq names its product transportin-2 (gene tnpo2b). Gene Ontology annotation, cellular component: nucleus; cytoplasm. The record is from RefSeq and is a predicted model, not a curated record. Gene Ontology annotation, molecular function: small GTPase binding; nuclear import signal receptor activity. Gene Ontology annotation, biological process: protein import into nucleus. The transcript has 26 exons. The coding region runs from base 291 to 2960 and encodes 889 amino acids. Lineage: Eukaryota; Metazoa; Chordata; Actinopteri; Siluriformes; Bagridae.
UACUAAAAAAAUCGCAGUAGUAAAAAAGAAAAAAAAAAAGAAAGAGGCGCUGGCGAUUGAAUAACUAACAAUCUCACGAGAAUAACGAUAUAAGACUGGAGAUUAAACGCAUACAGUAGUUAUUAAACUAAACUGUAAUCUGACAAACACCAACACACGAAAGAAGAAGAAAGAGGAAUAAGGAGUGUUGACAAAAUCCGCACAUCAGUUAUGUCACUAACUUGGCGUCGCAUAUCGGCUGGUUUUUUGACACAUUAUCCCUACGUAGGUCUCAUAUCCAGCUAACAAGGAUGGAGUGGCAGCCGGACGAGCAGAGCCUCCAGCAGGUUCUCCUGCUGCUGAAGGACUCGCAGUCUCCAGACACGGCCACGCAGAGAGCGGUGCAGGAGAAACUGGAGCAGCUCAAUCAGUACCCUGACUUUAACAAUUACCUCAUCUUCGUCCUCACCAGUCUCAAAUCUGAAGAUGAGCCGACUCGCUCUCUCAGCGGUUUGAUCCUGAAGAACAACGUGAAGGCUCACUAUCAGAACUUCCCCCCUGCUGUGGCUGACUUCAUCAAACAGGAAUGUCUCAACAACAUCGGAGACCCAUCGCCUCUCAUCCGCGCCACCAUCGGUAUUCUCAUCACUACCAUAGCAUCUAAAGGUGAGCUGCAGUCAUGGCCUGAGCUUCUGCCUCAGCUCUGUAACCUGCUCAACUCCGAGGACUACAACACCUGUGAGGGUUCAUUUGGCGCCUUACAGAAGAUCUGUGAAGACUCGUCUGAGCUGUUGGACAGCGAUGCUUUGAAUCGGCCUCUAAACAUCAUGAUCCCCAAAUUCUUGCAGUUCUUCAAACACUGCAGCCCUAAAAUCAGGUCUCACGCUAUAGCGUGUGUGAAUCAGUUCAUCAUCGGCCGAGCUCAGGCUCUGAUGGACAACAUCGACCCCUUUAUAGAGUCUCUGUUUGUACUGGCGGGUGAUGAAGACUCGGAUGUGAGAAAGAACGUGUGCAGAGCGUUGGUGAUGCUGCUGGAGGUCCGUAUAGAUCGCCUCAUACCGCACAUGCACAGCAUCAUCCAGUACAUGCUCCAGCGCACACAGGACCCAGAUGAGAACGUGGCUCUGGAGGCAUGCGAGUUCUGGCUCACUCUGGCUGAACAACCCAUCUGUAAAGAAGCCCUAUCCGGUCACCUUGUGCAACUUAUUCCCAUCCUGGUGAAUGGAAUGAAAUACUCAGAGAUCGACAUCAUCCUGCUGAAGGGGGAUGUGGAGGAGGAUGAUACAGUCCCUGACAGUGAGCAGGACAUAAAGCCACGUUUCCACAAGUCUCGCACUGUCACGCUGCAGCACGAAGGAGGAGAAGGACAAGAGGACGAGGACAUCGACGAAGAUGAGGAUGAUGACGAUGAUACGCUGUCUGACUGGAACCUGCGUAAGUGUUCGGCUGCGGCGCUGGAUGUCCUGGCUAACGUGUUCCGUGAUGAUCUGCUGCCUCACCUGCUGCCUUUGUUAAAGGGUCUUCUGUUCCACCCAGACUGGGUCAUCAAGGAGUCAGGAAUUCUUGUGCUAGGGGCCAUUGCUGAGGGCUGUAUGCAGGGCAUGGUUCCCUACCUACCUGAGCUGAUCCCUCACCUGAUCCAGUGUCUGUGUGAUAAAAAGGCUCUGGUUCGUUCCAUCGCCUGCUGGACACUGAGCCGUUACGCCCACUGGGUGGUGAGCCAGCCACCUGAUGCCCACCUCAAACCCCUCAUGACUGAGCUGCUCAAACGCAUCCUCGAUGGCAACAAGAGGGUGCAGGAGGCCGCAUGCAGUGCAUUUGCCACACUGGAGGAGGAGGCCUGCACCGAGCUCGUCCCCUACCUCAGCUUCAUACUGGACACUUUGGUGUUUGCCUUCGGGAAAUAUCAGCACAAGAACCUGCUCAUCCUGUACGACGCCAUCGGUACACUCGCUGACUCUGUGGGACAUCACCUCAACCAGCCGGAGUACAUUCAGAAGCUGAUGCCUCCUCUGAUACAGAAAUGGAACGAGCUGAAGGACGAGGAUAAAGACCUGUUCCCUCUGCUGGAGUGUUUGUCGUCUGUGGCGACGGCGCUACAGAGUGGCUUCCUGCCCUACUGUGAACCUGUGUAUCAGCGCUGUGUCACGCUGGUGCAGAAAACCCUCGCUCAGGCUAUGAUGUACAGCCAACAGCCGGACCAGUACGAGGCUCCCGAUAAGGACUUCAUGAUCGUGGCUCUGGAUCUGCUCAGCGGACUGGCCGAGGGUCUCGGAGGUCACGUCGAUCAGCUGGUUGCCCGUAGCAACAUCAUGACCCUCCUCUUCCAGUGCAUGCAGGAUACGAUGCCGGAGGUGAGACAGAGCUCAUUUGCUCUGCUGGGUGAUCUGACCAAAGCCUGCUUUCCUCAUGUUAAACCCUGUAUUGCCGAGUUCAUGCCGAUUUUGGGGACGAACCUGAACCCAGAGUUUAUCUCUGUGUGUAAUAAUGCUACGUGGGCCAUCGGGGAGAUCUGCAUGCAGAUGGGGGUGGAAAUGCAGCCAUAUGUGUCUCUGGUUCUUCCUCACCUGGUGGAGAUAAUUAAUAGACCCAACACUCCCAAGACACUGCUGGAGAACACCGCCAUCACGAUUGGUCGACUGGGUUACGUCUGUCCACAGGAAGUGGCUCCGAUGCUGCAGCAGUUCAUUCGGCCCUGGUGCACGUCUCUGAGGAACAUCCGAGAUAACGAGGAGAAAGACUCCGCCUUCAGGGGCAUCUGUGUGAUGAUUGGUGUAAAUCCUGGAGGUGUGGUGCAGGACUUUAUCUUCUUCUGUGAUGCCCUGGCCUCCUGGGUCAAUCCCAAAGAUGACCUCAGAGAAAUGUUCUACAAGAUCCUGCACGGUUUUAAGGACCAGGUCGGUGAGGACAACUGGCAGCAGUUCUCAGAGCAGUUCCCUCCCAUCCUGAAGGAGCGUCUGUCUGCAUGCUACGGCGUGUAGAAGCGACUCUACACACGCACAGCACGAUCACACGCUGUCAGCUGAAUCUUUAGGAGGGUUACCGGGGGGAAACUCAUCCAUCUGUGUAUUGCACUGCCCUGAUCGUGGGGGAGAGGGACGCGAUUGGCCGCUCCGCCUGACGGACAGCCCCCACGACCCUGUGUGUGUCUCCAUGAGGGUGGGCGGGAGGGUAUUAGGGAGGGGGGGAGGGGAUCUCCUCUAGUUAACUGCAGGAUGCACCCAACGGCAGGGGGGUAGGACCUAAACACAACGUAGGGACGACAGAACAAUAGAGUAAACUGAGGGAGGAUGUAAGGAUGGAGGGAGGGAGGGAGGUCGUACCUUUAAAUCAAUACAUACAUUAUUAACAUAAAUAAAUAAAGGGAGGCUAACAGACGUAUAACUAAGACGAGGGGAGGCGCUAAUCAGCGAUCUGUGAACACGGUCAUUUAUUUUAAUCUCAUGUUAUAAAAAAAAAUAAAUCUCAUCACAGCAAAACACGUCAUGAAAACGGAUUCACAGUAAGCAGGAAGGUUUAAUCAAGGCGGAGGAUCUCAUCUCCAAAUUUACAGAUAAAACUAAUCACAAAGAAAACCAGGUGAACGACGCACAAUCCUCGGUUUAAAUCCGCGUCGGCAUUCAAUCCGUCGCCGUUUUCUUCUUCUUCCGCUCGGUUUCUCUUCUCGCUGCUCGUUUUCAUUCGUUUCUACGUCCGAGUCGUUGUUGUUGUUGUUUUUUUUGCUCCUCACACUUCUGAAAGUCCAGACAGGCUUCGCACUGACCGUUUAUUGUUUUUACUAGUAAAAAUUUUUGUUUUGUUUUGUUUUUUUUUGGUUCCUGUUCCUCUGAGAUCACAGCGUUUUCUCUGGAUAUCAAGCUGAAAAGUUUUCAUAAUUUCUUUUUUUUUGUUUUUUGUUUUUAUUUCCAGAGAUAAAACUUUUCUUCUUGAGAUCUCGAAGGCUGUCGAAGAUUUUUGUUGCUUUAUAACUAACUUUAGCUAGCGUAGUUUCUCGCGGGUUUUUUUUUUUUCCACGCUACGUUUAGAUGACUCCCAGUGAAACGAUCCAGUAUUAUUUUAUUUCACGGAAAAUCUUUUGAUACAAGUGUCUCGCUAAUUUGAAUUAAAAAAAAAAAAAACGCGCGCACAAAAAAAAAAACGUAGCUCCGCCCCCUCACACGCCGAGAUGUUACUUUGGUACGAUUGUUGAGAUGCCGUAGUUACGUCUCACUGCUUCCACGCGCCGGCCUGUAACGAAUCGUUUACUCUGUAAUUAACUACCAUGUAGUCUAAUCGUAAUGCGGAAGCGUAAAUAUUGGCACCCAGAUGAUUAACAGAUCGAGGAGCGUCGAUUUGAUUUUGCGAUCGGUUUUUGGAGCGGAUCUGCAUUAGGACGGGUUCCAACGUCAAACUAACGGUUGUUUUGUUUUUUCCCCCAUCGUGGCCAAGCUGCUGCUGCUUCUGCUGUCGUCACCAUCUCGCUUUUUUCUGACGAUUCGUGUUUUUCUUCAAUUUGUUACCUCGACAAAUCGUGAGAAUUAGACAGAACGUUGUGAUACGGAGACGACAGGACGGAAAACAAAACAGACGUAAUAACGUUUAGAAACGAAUGAAUAAAUAAAGGCCUCUGUGGACUUUACGCCUGGCCUCCGUAGACUUGCAUAAUCACGUGCUGUAGCUGGUCAGUAAUUGUUCCUCGCACUCUUUUUUUUUUUUGUUGUUGUUUGUUUGUUUUUGCUUCUUUUUUUAUUGUAUUUUUUUGUUUUUUAUUUUUUUGUGAAACACGUCACCGUUUGAACAUUUAGUCUAAAUCUAUUGUAGAAUGAAACAAAUGAUUUAUCAUAUACUGACCAUGACUUGUGUUUGUGUAACUGUUUUUGUGUGUUUGGAUGGUUGGAAGUGAAAGUUUUUGUUUUAGUGUGCGUGUGUGUGUGUGUGUGCGCGCGCGUGUGUGUGUGUGUGUGUGGCACAUUAAUAUGUUUAAUGUUUUACGGUACGUUAUUACACUUGAUUCCUGGACCCCUAUUGACCUGUAAACUGUGACCAAUGUGUGUGUGUGUGUGUUUGGAGCAUGGGGGCGUAGUUCGCUUGCUUACGUGUGUGUGUGUGUGUGUGUGUGUGUGUGUGUGUGUGUGUGUGCACCUGAGAGAAAGUACUUGUACUGAUAUUGAUGCCAUAUUGAUAUUUGAUAUGUAGUGAGUUAAUCCUCAUGCAGCACCACACCUAUCAAAUAUACUACAAGACGAGUUUCAUUUUUUAUUUUGCUGCUACUGCUGACUGUGUUUUGUUUUUGUUUGUUUUUUUGGUUUUUUUUUAAAUUAUGAACUUCUUAUAAACGAAUCGCAUAUCCUUGAACAUAUCCAUGAUAAGGAAAGAAAAAACACCACGUUGUUAUGCACUUUCCCCUCUUUUUUUCUUUUCUUUCUUUUUUUUUUUAAAUUUAAUUUAUUUUUUUUGUAUUAGAAUCUAAUGCCGACAAAUUUACGAUUAAAUACAGCUGGUGGACUCAUCGUUUGUCUCAGUUGUGUCUUGUGACAUGUCUUUUAUUGGGAAUUAAAUAAAUAAAAAUAAAUUUAAAAAAAAA